ACGACUGCCAAUAAGCAACUGAGUAAUUAACUAUAUCAGAAGUUCGCACGAUGAAUAUGUUUUACAUUUUGUUCAAAGUCGUUAAUAUGAAAUGAUUAAAUGAAUGAAUGUUUUUUUUUUCGAAAAAUAAGAGCUACAUACCGUAUUAUUGUUAAUAACACAGAGGUAUAUAUGCUGAUGCAUCGGUUGAUGCUUCACUUACACUUAAGGAUUCAUCUACCACUGUCAACAAAUUAACUAAGGGUUGGAAAACUGUUUCUUUCCGGUAUGACUAUUCAUAAAUCAUUUCUGAAUAGAAAACCAUACCUUUCAUGACUUUUAUGAGAAAUAAUAAAGAUGAAAUGAACAAAAUAUCAUCAACAACAGUAUAUUGAACGUAAACUCAUUAGCGGGGCUAAACCGGGGUUUAAAUCCUUGAUACACUAUCGCUGUAACUGAUUGAGCUACUAAAGGUUAACGGAAGUGUCCUGCCAAACUGUGCUAACGUUAUAUCCAAACGGAAGUUAAGGGGAGGUUACUGUACAUGUAUCCAGGACAAUAAACCACAAUGCAGUGGGAAAAGGAUCCUUAACGGGGGAUAUGCUUUGUUAUUGUUAUUUUCUUUUUAAAACGCUAAUAUUGACUGUUACAUUAUUCCUUCUCAAUUCAGAUUAAAUCGUAUGCAGAAAUCAAGCAUCAUCUUGCUUGUAUGAACAAUGUGACGAGUGACAGCAUUGACAUUGUGAGGGGCCCUUUUAUCGUAGAGACCAAAGAGGAAAUGACGUCACAAAGUGAGAUGGCGCUGAUCAUACACCCCAAGGAAAGACCAAUAUGUGCCCUUUCUGGAAGUACGGCACCAGACAUGUUCGAGGGUUAUAUGGCGGACGGAGCACGCGUCAAAAUGGCCUGUGGUCACGCCGUCACACCAGAUAAUCUUUACCGCUUCUGUCUGACGUCACUCAAGGAUAGUAACGCAACAUUCAGAUGUAAGAUAUGCCUCACGACAUGGACGUUUGAGGAAAUCACGAACAAGGCUGCUUUGUCUGAUGAUGAAAGGAUCUUCUUCAAACAACGAAUUGAUCAGAUCGCACGCAUCACGACUCUUGGCAUAAAGCCUAUUGACAAAGGAGCUACGAAUGACUUAUUACGAAACUGCGGAAAAGUGACCAUGGGUUACAGCAAUAUUCCAAACGUUCCAAGCAUACGCGCAUGCCCUAAGUGCUUCCAGUUCAUAGAGCAUCUGAAGGGAUGUAAAACUAUGACAUGUUCCUGUGGUAACGUGUUCUGUUUUAGCUGUCUAAAGGUAGGAGUAGGAAAUUCACUGGCGUGUGGUUCGUAUGGAACUGGAUGUCCCGUCGCCCCUGUCCAGCAGAUUGGGUAAACAGCUCAUGACAUCGUGAUGCGUAUUGUUGUCUUUUCAAAGUGCAAUAGUGCAGGUAAUACGAUGCCAUUCAGACUAACAUCCAUCGAUGUCUGUCAGCAUUGUCUUAUCGUAAUUAGAUGCCAAUUCUGUCCAGAUUUGUUAUACUUCAUAAAGUACUCCUCACAACUGCUGACCAGUCCGUAAUUACAUACCACUUUGACCAGCAUUAGGACGGAUGAAAGUUUUACCUGACACACUUUCCUCGUAUAUGAUGCUGACCACAAUGCCGCAAAGCCUGCCAGUUUUCCCGUUACGCGACCGCGAGAUUCCUUUGAUGUACACUAGUCUUCUUGUCUCAUCCACAAUGUGGUGCACACUGAGCCUUCAAUUUUGCUAUGACACAUUCCAGGAGUGCAGAGAGCGUAUGCAACCAUCAACGAUAAUGCAACCGGAAGUACAGGCAUAUUCCGAUUACCUAUCAUGAACUUCGCGGUAGUUUUCCGCCUUUAAAUGAUUAGAACAGUCCAACACCAAGAGUAGCACCAAUGGUUAUCAUCAAGAUAAAAUGAAAUACAAAGAGCUAACAAAGCUUGAUUAACAACGAACUUGUCAGUGGUGACACCCGUCAGUUAUUUUCAUAAGAGAAAUUACGACUACUGGUUCAAAUACGUUGUAUUUGUUUUAAUAUGUCUAGUCAAAUAUAAACUUGACGUCCGUGAUGACAAAGUUUAAAACAUCUUUCAGGAUUUAUUGAAAUUCCAAUUCUGCAAUCCGUUGAAAUGUCAAAUUUAAUGACGUCAUUAACUUGUCACCAGCCUUUAGGUGAUUGCAAAUCAAUAUAUCUAGUGAUCGGAAUGUGUUUUAUAGAAAUAUCAGUAUUGUGUAUCGCAUUGGGAACAUAACAUCAUCAUAAUUCUUUGUACAUCUGCUCUAUUGUGUCCUCUGCUUGUGGACACUAAAGCGACAAAAAUAAAUCUGUUUCUCCCAUCGCAACGAUUGGGAUUUAUUAUAUCAAUAAAUUAUGCGUAUACCUCCACUCUACUUCCUAACAACCGUUUUGUUUCCUUACGCCUCUCUUGUUAAUAAAUCUCUUUUGGCAUUGUUGUUUAAUGUUCG
This is a messenger RNA of Mizuhopecten yessoensis (Yesso scallop), 2458 nucleotides long. RefSeq lists its product as uncharacterized. The record is from RefSeq and is a predicted model, not a curated record. Gene Ontology annotation, molecular function: zinc ion binding. The transcript is spliced from 2 exons. The coding region runs from base 689 to 1360 and encodes 223 amino acids. NCBI's taxonomy places the organism in Eukaryota, Metazoa, Mollusca, Bivalvia, Pectinida, Pectinidae.